Phymastichus coffea is the source of this 2556-nucleotide messenger RNA. RefSeq lists its product as uncharacterized. Lineage: Eukaryota; Metazoa; Arthropoda; Insecta; Hymenoptera; Eulophidae. The record is from RefSeq and is a predicted model, not a curated record. The transcript is spliced from 2 exons. The coding region runs from base 1 to 2556 and encodes 851 amino acids.
AUGGGUCGACGAAAACGCACAUAUGAAGAAGCAGAGAUAGCUCAACGACAAAGGCGAAUAAAAGAAACAGAAGGUCAACGUCGUAGACGACAAAUUGAUCGCCAACGUAUUGCUGAUGGUAAUCGAAUUUCAGAAGUAAAUGUAGUUGAACAAGAUUACUUAGGAUUAAUGAACAUAUUAUGCCAACAUUGUCAAGCAAAGCACUUUAAAGAUGAAAAAGUUUCUAAUAAAGGACUAUCUUUUAAUGACUGUUGUGGUCAUGGAUCAGUAGUAUUAGAUCCAUUUCCUGAUUUCCCAUCUGAACUUAUUAAUUUAUUCAGUGGAGAACAUGAAAAAUCAUCGAUUUUCUUUGAUCGUAUACGUAAUUAUAAUAAUUCUUUAUCUUUCGCGUCAUUCAAUGCUAAUUUAGUCAAUUUUCAAACCCGUAGAUCAGGUCCAUACUGUUUCAAAAUUCAUGGACAAAUAUAUUAUCAAAUGAAUACAGCUCUUUAUCCAAGCGGUGGUGAAAAUCCGUCGUAUGGUCAACUUUUUAUAAUUGAUCAAAACGAAGCAGUCGAUUAUCGAAUUCAUCAAAAUCCACUUGCAGAUUAUGAUUUAAUGUUAACUUUAGAUAGUAGAAUUCGUAAUAAUAAUAUUUAUGCGAAAUCUUAUGAAAUGAUGAAAGAAGAAUUACGUUUACAACAAUUACUUGCAGAUAUCAGAAAUGAUACAUCGUCUUCAGAAUUACAGUUGUUAUUUUCAAUAAAACCUGGACAAGACGUACGUAGAUAUAACUUUCAACGAGUGAAUGAAGUUGCUGUAAUAUUUUCAACUACUGCUGAUGGUGAUAUACCUGAAUCAUAUAUCACAAUAAGAAAUAAAAAUACAAAAAUCUUAGAGUUUGUUAGUUCUAUGGAUCCUAAUGUAGAACCAUGGAUUUAUCCUUUAUUUUACCCAUAUGGUACGCGCGGUUGGCAUCAGGACAUGCUUCGCCAAAAUCAGAAUCGUAGGAUCACACGUUUAGAUUAUACAAAAUAUCGGGUAGCUAUUAGAGAAAAUGAAUUCAAUCCUAUUAUAAAAGGACGUAGACUAUUCCAACAAUGGGUCGUAGAUAGUUAUGUAAAAAUUGAAAGAGAUAGAAUUGAAUAUUGCAAGAAUCAUCAAAAAGAAAUACGAGCUGAUACGUAUAAAGGUUUACAUGAUCACAUAAGGAAUUGUGCAAAUGAUGUUAAUGGGCGUGUGGGUAAAACUGUGAUUAUUCCUUCAUCAUUUAUAGGCUCGCCUAGGUAUAUGCAACAAUGUUACCAAGAUGCUAUGGCUAUUGUAAAUGAGACAGGAAAACCUGAUAUUUUUCUGACAAUGACAUGUAACCCAAAUUGGCCAGAAAUAUCUGAAAACUUAUUGUUAGGUCAACAAACCGCUGAUAGGCCUGAUUUAGUAGCCAGAAAAAGAGGAUUACCUCACAUGCAUUUAUUAAUUACAUUAGAACAAGGCUACAAAAUUACUACAACCGAUAUAAUUGAUAAAUUUAUAUCAGCUGAAAUACCAAUAAAAUUACAACAUCCACGUUUAUUUGAUACCGUUCUUAUAAGAAAUAUGAUUCAUGGACCUUGCGGUGACUGGUGCAUGAAAGAAGGCAUAUGUUCAAAAAAUUUUCCUAAGGAAUUCCAACCACAUACUACUAUGGAUGAAAAUGGUUAUCCACAUUAUCGUCGAACAAAUACCGGAUCUGUUUAUGAAGGUUCUAAUGGGCAUACAAUUGAUAACAGAUGGGUAGUUCCAUAUUGUGCUGAAUUAUCACUUAUUUUUGAUUGCCAUAUUAACGUGGAAAUCGUUUCAAGUAUUACAGCUGUUAAAUAUUUAUACAAAUAUAUAUAUAAAGGUCACGACGCCGCUACAGUCGUCAUUGGACAAGCAGAUAAUAGUAAUAUUAUAGAACACGAUGAAAGCCGUAAUUUUAUUGAAACACGUUACGUCGGUCCUGUGGAAGCAUGCUAUCGAAUUUUUAGUAAAACAUUGCAAGAUAAAAGUCACAGCGUUAUAAGAUUACCAGUACAUUUGCCUAAUGAACAAACAGUCAUUAUGCAGAAUGAAGAUGAUGCAUCAUUAUUAUCAAGUUUAAAUAAUUCCAGUAGUAUGUUACUUGAUUAUUUUAUUUUAAAUGCAAAUAAUGAAACAGCACGACAAUAUUAUUAUACAGAAAUCCCAAAAUAUUAUACAUACAAGAAAAUAAAAGUUAAUAGUCAACUUACUUCAUCGUGGGUAACUAGAAAAAGGCGUUUUAAUUGUAUAGGUCGCAUGUUUUCAAUAAGCCCAACACAAUUAGAACUGUUCCAUUUAAGAUUAUUAUUACUACAUGUAAAAGGGGCUAUCAGUUUCGGUGAUCUGAAAACAGUAAAUAAUGUUUUAUAUCCAUCUUUUACAGCAGCAUGUCUGGCGUUAGGAAUUAUUGAAGAUGACGAUGAAUGGAGUAAAGCCAUGAGGGAAGCAGUAUCUUGGAUGAUGCCAAAACGUCUCAGACAUUUAUUUGUUCUUAUACUGAUUCAUUGUCAACCUAUUUAUCCAGAAAAAUUAUAG